CGAGUCUCGACCUCACUUUUUAUACUACGCUUCUUCUUCUUCUUCUUCUUCUCUCUCUCUCUCUCUCUCUCUCUCUCUCUGGGGAUCUGAGGCUCUUUGGCAACUCCGAUGCUCCAAUGGAGGUGGAGGUUUGGGCCCAGGACCUUGGAUCGAGAUGAUGAUGGCGUCAUAGGAUGGCCAUGAACCGGAUCUAUAGGGAGUCUCUCUUUGGUGGGAGCUCCGCACGCGCUGGAGACUUCAUGGAUGGAGAUGAGAACCUGGAUCUCUUCUCGAGGAGACGACGCACUCAUUUGAUCUCAUCCCCCGCUGAAUCAAAUGGCCAUGGAGAGAUGGGGAAGUUGGAUGGCUUAUCGGUGGGAUCGGGGAAGUUGAGGAGCGGAUUGGAUGAUCUCAUGGCUUCUGAGCUUGGGAAACAUGAUUAUGAUUGGCUUCUGACACCACCUGGGACCCCACUUUUCUCUUCUCUGGAUGUGAGCGAGCCCAAAAUAACAACAACAGCAGCUCCAAAGAACAAACCCAAUGUUAGAUCAGUCUCAACCACAAAAGCUUCAAGGCUUUCUGUGUCACAUACAGAGAAUGGCCAUCCCACAAGACCAGCUAGAAGUGUUUCAGCAAUGCGCCCAUCUAUCUCCACUACACAUUCAUCCAGUUAUCUCUCCAGUAACAAUAGAACAUCGGUGCUUAACACUAGUUCAGCCUCAGUCAGCUCCCGACCUUCAACCCCUGGCAGCCGCUCCACCACUGUAUCUUCUACAAGAACAUCAGUUCCAACCUCUCGUCCAGUGCCAUCACGCUCAUCAACUCCAACACGAACACGCCCAUCUACUCCAACACGAACACGACCGGCACCAGCUUCUUCAGGGGAUAAACCCAAACCAGCACACAGUUCAAGGCCUUCAACUCCAACUUCCCGGCCUCAGAUUCAUACCAAUUCAAUCUCAAAUUCUUCUGUACCAAGUUCCAGAUCAUCAACCCCUACUCGUCGCACACCUGCAGCCACAGCAACCACGAGUAUAACUCGUUCUCCCUCUGCUGGCAGAGCUGUGAAUAGACCCGCAUCCCCCUCCAUUGGACGGCCCUCAGUGACAAAUAAACCUUCAUCACGUCCGAGUUCGCCAGCCCCACGAGCCCGAGCUCCAGUUCAUCCGAUCACCCUCCCUGAUUUCCCACUUGAUGCACCUCCAAACCUUAGAACUAAACUGCCAGAGCGGCCAGCAUCAGCUGGUAGGACACGACCAGGAAUGGCAUUGACUGUACGGGCAGCUACAAACACUGAGCCAACCCCUCCUAUGAGUUCAAACCGUAGGAGUUCUUUACCCAUUGUCACAAAGGGAAAGUUCCCGGAGAAUUCACCAAAGGGUCGGUUGCAUAGCAACGGACAUGAGGUCACACCUGCUGAUGUCCAAAAGGCCAUGGCUUCAGAGGCUGCAUCUCGGAGGACUGCGAAGCCAGUUUCAACGACAGAGAGUAAUGGAUUUGGGAGGACUAUCUCCAAGUCAUCACUUGACAUGGCUCUCAGGCAUAUGGACAUUCGACAACAUAUUGGAGGUAUUCGCGGCACAUCACUCUUCCCUCAUAGCAUUCGCUCAAGUCCAAAAAGCCGAACUGCACAGACCUCAGAUACGAAAGUCCCAGUUGUUGACAUCCGAGCUAAUACGAACUCAAAUGGUCAUGGAAUGGGCUCCGAGGAACACAACGGAGCCAUGCUAGAGAAUGGAGACAACAUGCUUCGGUCACCAGAUGGCGAAUCUUUCAUGACAAGAGCUAAUGAGCCAGACCCCUAUGGGAGCUACCGUUACGAUACCAUUCUGCUAAAAGAAGACUCCAAGAACAUGAAUUGGCUGCAUAGUGUCGAAGAUAAGUCCGACCAGAGCCCUGAAUUUGACCACCGUUUUGAGCCAUUGCCGGAGCCUUUCGCCCCCGUAUGAUUAUUCUAAUGACAUAUAUAAACUUCAGUGAUUGUUAUGAUUUUUUCCAUUUGUUAUUAGUGUUGUUGGGUAAUGUUUUCAAUUGAUGAAAGAAGUGAUGUUGAAGUUCAAGACUGUACUGUCUGUUGCAUCUUUUGAAGCUAAGAAGUACCGUAUCACUUGUUGAUGGAUUAAAGGUCUGGAAAGAGUGGACUUUAUUUUUUU
Messenger RNA from Dioscorea cayenensis subsp. rotundata (Guinea yam), 2132 nucleotides. Its product is annotated as endochitinase A-like. Gene Ontology annotation, cellular component: cortical microtubule. The transcript is spliced from 5 exons. The record is from RefSeq and is a predicted model, not a curated record. NCBI's taxonomy places the organism in Eukaryota, Viridiplantae, Streptophyta, Magnoliopsida, Dioscoreales, Dioscoreaceae. Gene Ontology annotation, biological process: cortical microtubule organization. The coding region runs from base 174 to 1928 and encodes 584 amino acids.